Messenger RNA from Apis mellifera (honey bee), 1059 nucleotides. RefSeq names its product ELMO domain-containing protein 2. NCBI's taxonomy places the organism in Eukaryota, Metazoa, Arthropoda, Insecta, Hymenoptera, Apidae. Bases 16 to 957 code for a protein of 313 amino acids. Gene Ontology annotation, molecular function: GTPase activator activity. The transcript has 2 exons. The record is from RefSeq and is a predicted model, not a curated record.
UUAUCUAUAUUUAUAAUGUUUGUUUCUAAUCAUAAAUUAUCUAAAAUUUCAAAAAAUAGACCAGUUAUAAAAUGGUUAUUAAGGCAUACAACGCAAAUGUGCGAACUUCAAAGAAUUUGUUAUGGAGAACUUCCUGGAGCACCAAGAACACUAGCUGUAGAAAAAUCUCUUAAAUUAUCUAAAAAUGCGAAUAUCAAAACUCUUUUAAUCUACUUGAAUGAUCUUGCUGAUCAAUGUGCAUUUACAAACCAAGCAAAACGAAAAAUUGUAAAGGAAGCUAUUGAAAAUGUAUUGGUAACUAAGAAAAUAAACCCAGCAGCUCAUCCUGAUUUUUCUAAAUCAUUUGGUAAAUGUAUAGAAUUAAUUUGGGGCUAUAGACAACUUUGUGUGGAAUGUGAAGAGCUUAGGAGAACACCUUAUGAUGCUGAUAAUCCAGAUCAUGAGUUAUUACUAUUAAAGUUAUGGAAUUUGUUAAUGCCAUAUGAGCCUCUAGAUGCUAGAGUUACUAAACAAUGGCAACACAUUGGCUUUCAAGGUGAUGAUCCAAAAACUGAUUUUCGUGGAAUGGGAAUUUUGGGAUUAGAAAAUUUAGUUUAUUUUGCUCAGGAAUAUCCCAGUGCUGCAACACAUGUAUUGUCGCAUUCUACACAUCCACGUUAUGGUUAUGCAUUUGCCAUAGUUGGCAUAAAUUUAACAAGUAUGGCAUUAAAAUUACUAAGGGAUGGAAGUGCUAAAACUCAUAUUUAUAAUUCUUCAAAAGGUUUUCCAACAAUUCGUGCAUUUCAUCAAUUUUAUAGUUAUCUUUUCUAUGAAUUUGAUGGAUUUUGGAUUGACUCAAAACCAAGCAAUAUGAUGGAAUUUUCAUGUAUACAAGAAAAGUUUGAAAAUAGUAUCAGAAUGGCACUAGCUGACACAUCUAUGAUUUUUAGGAUAAAUAUAUCAGUUGAUAAUGUUUAAAAUAUAUGGAAUAUUUUUAAUUAAUAAAACUAAAUCGUGAUCACAGUAAAUAUACUAUUGCACAAAACUACUUCUAUAAUAUGUAAAACAGUGUCUUGUGAG